AGAAGAAAGAGAGUCACAGAAUCUACCCCCAUUUCUCUUUCCUUUCGCUAGGCGGCGAUUAGCUUCUUCACAUUCCUUCUUCUUCUUCUUCAGCACUAAAUUCCGGCCAUGUCAGUCGUUAAUCCCUUCCUCCGGCAAUGUCCAUACGCAGCCUCGACUGCCUAUUCUCCGACGUCUGAUUUGCUUCCUAAAUUUACUCAUUCUUCACGAAUGUCACUCAAAUUCACCAUUUCUUCCUGUGCUCUAGCAGCAUCUCCUGUCACCGUAUCGUAUGUCAACACGGAUAAGAGAAUACCUGAUAGAAAUGAAAUUCGAUUCGGCUUGCCUAGCAAGGGACGAAUGGCUUCAGAUACUCUCGAUCUCCUCAAGGACUGCCAAUUAUCAGUUAGACAGGUGAAUCCUCGUCAGUAUGUUGCACAGAUUCCUCAGCUGGCAAACUUGGAAGUUUGGUUUCAGCGGCCAAAGGAUAUAGUUCGGAAGUUGGUGUCAGGGGAUCUAGACCUUGGUAUAGUGGGCCUGGAUACAGUUUAUGAAUAUGGACAGGAAAAUGAAGAUCUAAUCUUUGUUCAUGAUGCCCUUGAUUAUGGAGACUGCAGAUUAUCGCUUGCAAUUCCCAAGUACGGUAUCUUUGAGAACAUUAACUCAUUGAAAGAGUUGGCAGCGAUGCCCCAGUGGACUGCUGAGAAGCCUCUGAGAGUUGCCACUGGUUUCACCUAUCUGGGGCCAAAAUUCAUGAAGGAAAGUGGAUUGAAGCACGUCAUCUUUUCAACUGCUGAUGGAGCACUUGAGGCAGCUCCUGCGAUGGGGAUUGCUGAUGCUAUAGUGGACCUUGUGAGUAGCGGCACAACAUUGAGAGAAAAUGAUCUGAAAGAAAUUGAAGGAGGAAUCAUCUUGGAAAGUCAGGCCGUUCUUGUUGCUAGUAGGAAAUCACUUGUCCAAAGGAAAGGUGUUCUUGAUGCUACCCACGAGAUUCUUGAAAGGCUGGAGGCUCAUCUGAAGGCCGCCGGACAGUUCACUGUAACAGCCAACAUGAGAGGAAACAGUGAAGAAGAGGUGGCUGAACGUAUAUUGAGCCAAAAUUCAUUAUCUGGCUUGCAGGGUCCAACCAUAAGCCCCGUGUUCUGCAAGCGCGAUGGGAAAGUAUCAGCGGACUACUAUGCCAUUGUCAUUUGCGUGCCCAAAAAAUCUCUCUAUCAAUCCGUUCAACAGCUUAGAGCCAUUGGAGGUAGUGGAGUUUUGAUUUCACCUCUGACUUACAUAUUCGACGAAGAAACUCCAAGAUGGCGCGAACUUCUAUCGAAAUUGGGAUUAUAGAAAAUCAAAACCGGGUUUAUUGGAUUAUUUUGGAUUCUGAUAUUUUAUUUGUCUGUUUUAUGUUUUACCCAUGAUAGGCUGCUACUAAGGUUUUGUUGUCAUCUGUAUUUAUUACAUUUGAUUUGGAUUUCUUUAGAUUUUUACAAAUAAAUAAAUUUGCUUUAAGGAUUUGAAUUGAGAA
Messenger RNA from Impatiens glandulifera, 1495 nucleotides. Its product is annotated as ATP phosphoribosyltransferase 2, chloroplastic-like. Bases 109 to 1314 code for a protein of 401 amino acids. The transcript is spliced from 10 exons. Gene Ontology annotation, molecular function: ATP phosphoribosyltransferase activity; magnesium ion binding. The record is from RefSeq and is a predicted model, not a curated record. Gene Ontology annotation, biological process: L-histidine biosynthetic process. NCBI's taxonomy places the organism in Eukaryota, Viridiplantae, Streptophyta, Magnoliopsida, Ericales, Balsaminaceae. Gene Ontology annotation, cellular component: cytoplasm.